Chondrus crispus (carragheen) is the source of this 537-nucleotide messenger RNA. RefSeq lists its product as hypothetical. The transcript has 2 exons. The record is from RefSeq and is a predicted model, not a curated record. Bases 1 to 537 code for a protein of 178 amino acids. Lineage: Eukaryota; Rhodophyta; Florideophyceae; Gigartinales; Gigartinaceae.
AUGGAUACCAAUGUGAGCAUAUCUGAAUUAUUGUUUUUUUUUUUUUUUUUUUGUUCCCUGUUUGUACGCUUGGUAGCAUCCGGAUUUACUGUACAAAUGAGUCCUGACUUUCUGAUACUGUGCUGCCGCUUUGGCGCAAUCCUUCUAUCCCUGCCAACAGAACUGCUGCCUUAUCAGGUCAGCAGCAAGGGAUCCCUUAUCCACCGUGGGAACGGCGUGUUUGUAAAAGAUAUGGAAAGCGAGCAAGUGGUCGAUGGCAUCGCGCAGGCAGCCAAGGAUGUCUCCCUCGAGGCCACAACCUCGGAAAUGGAGCUCAAGCCGAUCCACCUCAUUGUCAUGGUGAUCACCCUACUGCAUGCUGUUUGCAUUGGCCUUUGGUUUCUUGUGUAUCUGGGCGGAGCGAAAGAUGGGACGGGCGCAGUGCCGGCCGAAGAAUCUAGGGCUUCGACGUCUUCAAAGACUACGACAGGGGCUGGAGCAUCUUCAAGUGAUGCAGGGAGAGAAGACGUGAAACCGGAAGACAAAAAAACACAGUGA